Molecule: messenger RNA, 3529 nt
Organism: Numida meleagris (helmeted guineafowl)
Lineage: Eukaryota; Metazoa; Chordata; Aves; Galliformes; Numididae
Product: leukocyte immunoglobulin-like receptor subfamily B member 3
Exons: 6
Coding region: 919-1971 (350 amino acids)
Source: RefSeq, a predicted model, not a curated record
GUCGGUGGCUCUGCCCCACUAUGGGGGUUUGCAUGUGCAAAAUGACACCUGUGCAGCUCUAUGUCUGCAUAAAUGUGUGUGUGUUGUGAACACGUGUACUUAGAGCGUAGAACGUGAAGGUGUGUUCUGGGUGCUCAGCACCACACGUCAUUACAUGCAUGCAGCAAGUCAUGUGGUCAUAUGCUGUCCAUGUGUGAUGUCACAUAUGCACAAUAAAUGUACAUUCAUGUGUACUACAUGAUUAACCCUGAGCUUUUGAGUGUGUGACACAAUACAUGUACACUAAAGCAUGUACACAACAAUGCACAUCUGUGUCCUUAGCAUGCAGUUCCCGUGUUGGCGCCACAUGUGUCACCACUGCACAUACAUGCCCAUAGCAUGCGCCUGAUGUCAGUACCAUGUGUGUGCCCCACUAAAAAUGUGUGUCCUCAUAGUGUGCCCCAUGUCAGUGAGUGUCACUGUGUCCCCAAAGGUCCCUGCUGCUGUCCCCAGUGGGGAUGGCAGAGGAAAGCGCAGUGGGGACAGAGUGUGGUACCCAAAGCAUGUGGUGACAGCUGGCUGGAUGUGUUGGGGAUGGCAUGUGACAUCCCAUGUGGGACACCCCAUUGGAGCACAUGUCCUGUGUUUGGCAUCCCAUAGGGCACACCUUGCAAGGCCAUGCCCUGGCAGCUCACUGAGGACAGUGUGUGACACCCAAGCGAUGACAAACUGCAAAGGGCAACCCAACGGGGACUGUUUGCAUCGCUUCAUGUGUAACACAUUACUGGGGACCCCAAGGUGCCACCACGCAUUUGGGUACGAUUGCCACAUGAGGAGGUGACAUCACAGCAUCCUGUCCCCAAAGGGGAACUGACACCAGCUCACCAGCCGCUUCCUGUUCUUGCUGCAGUCUCGCUGUCCCCAAGCUGCUCCUGCCUCAUGGCAACAACGGCGUUGGCCUUCAUCCUGGGUUGGUGUCUGGUGGCAGCGAUCAGGGCACAGCAGCUGCCCCGACCCUCCCUGUCACUGCAUCCCAGCCAGGGGGUGUCCCUGGGGGACAGUGUCACCCUGUGGUGCCACCUGCCCAGGCCGGCUGCCUGGGUCUGGCUGUACCAGGAAGGAGGUUGGACAUACAGCAAGGGCAAGAACAAGGAGCAGGAUGCAGCUGAGUUCUCCUUCGUUAGCACAAAGCAGGAACACGCAGGUACAUAUCGGUGCCAGUACCGUGUGUCUGAGUCAGCGGAGAUAUCAGAGAAGAGUGAUCCCAUGGAGCUGGUGGUGACAGGUGAGGGCACUGGGGACAGCGGAUGGAUCUGGGUGCUCCCAACAGAACCGUGUCCCAUUGCUGUCCCAUCUCCUCAUGCAGAUCACAGCUUCCCACCACCUGGCAUCUCCCUUCACCCCAAGAAAGAAGUGGGGACAGGGACCAAUGUCACCAUCCGCUGCUGGAACUUGUACCAUGGGGCCACGUUCCUGCACAAGGAUGGACACUCAGCUCCAGUCCAGCACCAGGACCCUGAUAAUGGGGGCACAGCCACCUUCACCCUCACUGGGGUGACCCCAUCUGACAGCGGCACCUAUAGGUGCUCCUACCACCCCUGGGGAUAUUCCUUUCUGUCCUCACCCCUCGGGAACAGUGUGACACUGGAGGUGACACCCAAACCUGCACCCCCAGGUGCUGCAGUUAUUUCCCAUGGGAACCUGAUGGUGGCAGUGGCUGCGGGCUGCACUGCUGCCUUUGUCUUCAUCCUCAUCCUUGUCGUCGUCUUCCUCCUCGCUGCCCGCAGACAUCGGACAUGGAGAGAUGAGAGCCCUGGUGCCCCCACAAAAAAUCCCGAGGCCAUGGAUUUCCAGGACCAUCCUCCUCAAGAUCACGAACUCAACCAGGGCACGGUCACUACAGCUCGGAGUGCCUCCCAUCUUAAUUACUUUAAUGAGCUCCUCUGCAUCGGUGACCACCAGAUCCAGAUCCUCUCCUGCUGCAGCGAGUGAAUCAGAGAAUAUCCCAAAAGUAAAACACAGGUUGCAGUGUGAUGCUGUAAAUGCCAAGUGUUUUACAUCCUGCACCAUUCUCCCUGAGGGAGAAGAACUCUCCCAUGCCUGCUGGCAAGCACUUGAACAAGUCUGCUCCCUCCGGACGGAGCUAAGAGAUACCCUCCCUGGAAAAUCCUGACUGGGAGCUGCUCACUGAUGGAAGAGCUUCGUAGCAAAGGAAGGAGGAAUAGAAGCAAGACCCGUGCCAGCCAAUGCUUUGGCCCAGAAAGCUGAGCGAACCAUAAAAUAUUAGGAUUACUGAAUGAAAGCGGAGCUCAUAUUUACACUGACUCAAAACGUGCCAUCAGAGAGAUGAGUACCCGUGGAGCCGCUUGGAAAGGAAGAGGGCUGCAGUCCUCUCAAGGAAAUCCUGUCAGCCGCAGCGGAGUAGUCACGACACGACGCGACGCAUCUACCCCACCAAGAGGCGGCGAUGCACUACCGACAGGCACCAGCAGGGGGCGCAGCGAUGCCAGCAAAGGAAAUGAAGAGCGGACGAAGCCGCCACGUGCUCGCACCGUCACGUGCGCACGGGAGACGGCCACGCACGCGCACACGACCGUCGGGUUGUGUCCUUCGCCUUCUUGGCGGCCAUCGUUGCUGUUUGGUCGCUCGAGGCUGCGAGCUCCGGACAAGCGCUCACCCCCCCCCCCAUCCCGUUUCCAGCGCUGUGGGCUGACGCUGGAGCUCCUCAGAGCAUCAGACCCAUCCAGCCCCCCGAAUCUCGUCCUUUCUCUUCAUUGCUCCGCUUUCUCUUUUCACUCUUUUUCUCCCGUACGAUUGUUAAGUAACUGCAGGACUUCAGCCUCGUGGAAGCCGUCUCGGCUCCUUGGGGUCCCGUCGUUGAGCUGCGCAGUUUAAGAUCAAUUCUGAGUGUAACCAGUGCCAAUGUUUUGGGGUAAUUGUAGCAUAUAGAUUCUCAUUAAAACUGACGAUUGCGUGCAGACCUCUGUGUGUCGUUACACCUUAAUCUAAUCGGGGUUAAUUGUGAAUGCAGUCGUGGUUCCCCUCCCCUUACGGGCGGGACGCGCAGCUCAGCACCAGGCAGCGUUUCCAUCGCUCCUCUCAGUGGGACCGGGGAGAGAAUCAGGAAAAACCCGUCGAACUGGUAGGUUGAGAUCAAAUCUAUUAAGACAGAAGAGGAAGAGGGAAGUAACAGUAAUUGUGCAUACGUGUGUAGGUAUAGAUUGGUCUCGUCGGGUCAGCUGUCCUCCUGGCUCCGUCUCCUCUCAACCUGCUGACCAUCCCCAGUCUAUCACGGUGUCAUAAAAGAGAAGGGUUUGGUUUGGAAGGGACCUUAAAGAUCAUAGAAUGAACCAUGGACUCUUAGGGCCCCAUCCAACCCGGCCUUGAGAACCUCCAGGGAUGGGGUACCCACUGCAGCACUGCCAGUUCCUCACCACCCUCUGAGUGAAGAAUUUCUUCCUCAUAUCUAACCUAGACCUCCCCUCAUUCAGUUUAAAUCUAUUCUCCCUUGUCCUAUCACUGUCAGACCAUGUAAAAAGUCAGUCCCCCU